Molecule: messenger RNA, 462 nt
Organism: Maudiozyma saulgeensis
Lineage: Eukaryota; Fungi; Ascomycota; Saccharomycetes; Saccharomycetales; Saccharomycetaceae
Source: the annotation of a GenBank genome assembly
AUGUCAAACCUACUGAACAAAGUCCAAGAAAAACUUCCAGGUCACCACAAGAAGGAAGAGGAAGAGGAAAACAACCCAUCUUCUCAAAACAGAGGUAACCAACAAAGAAACCAAGGUUUCAACACUGCUGACGAUUCUCAAGUUCCAAGUGGUAUGAGAGGUAAUGACUUUACCACCUCUCAACAAGAAGAAGGUUACGGAAACACAGGUAGAAAGAAUAAUAUGUCACAACAAGAUUGGAACACCAACCAAGAAGCUCAGUUUGGUUCCAACCAAUUAGAGAGUGGUACUUAUGGUACCAGUGGUGGUCAAAGAACAUCUGGAAUGGGAAUGGGCUCUAACACGAUGAACGAUGAAGAAGAUGAUGAUCAAUAUGGUGGUGACCGUCAACAAAGAACUACAAGAAGUUCCGGUAGACGUCAACAAAACAUGGGAAAUAUGGACAAUGAAGGCGAUUGGUAA